GUUUCUCAAAAGCUCACAAAAAUAUCAUAAAGAUGGAAACCAAAAUAGGCAACCAAUCUUAUGAAGCAUUCCCAAUGAAUGGGGGCCAAGGCCAAUAUAGCUAUGCUAAAAAUUCCAAUAUGCAGCGAAUUGGAGCAGAUAUCACCAAACACAUUAGCAGAGAUGCCAUUAUUGAGAAACUUGAUGUUGAAUCACUUGUGCAGCAUUCCUCUAAUGUUAUCCGCAUUGCAGAUCUGGGUUGUUCUGUUGGACCUAACACCUUCUUCACAAUUCAAAACAUUAUAGAUGCUGUGAAUCUCAAAGCUCAAUCUCAAGGACAUGGUUUAGAUUCAUCACUUGAAUUUCAAGCGUUGUUCAAUGAUCAUGCUGGUAAUGACUUCAACACACUUUUCAAGUCUCUUCCAGAGGAUAAACUAUACUAUGCAGCAGCUGUGCCUGGUUCGUUUCAUGGAAGAUUGUUUCCAGAAUCAAGCAUUCAUGUCCUCAACUCAUCUUAUGCUCUUCAUUGGCUCUCAAGGAUACCUAAAGACAUAGUUGACAAGAACUCUCCUGCUUAUAAUAAAGGAAGAAUUUACUUUACAAAUGAAGACAAGAAUGUUGCAGGGGCUUAUUCUGCACAAUUUGCAAAAGACAUUGAAAGCUUUCUGAAUUCAAGAGCCUUAGAACUUGUUCCUGGAGGUAUCAUGACUCUUAUUAUUCCCUGUGUCCCACCAGAUUCUAAGAAUGCAUUUCAAGCUCAGGCAAACAUCAUGGAGAAUAUUCUUGCAGAGAUGGCAAAUGAGGGCUUAAUAAGCCAAGAGCAGAUUGAUUCCUUCAACAUGCCUAUCUACAUGGCAGCAUCAGAAGAGGUAAAAGAAUUGAUUGAGAAGAAUGGCAAGUUCCAAAUUGAGAAGUCAGAAUUAUUAUAUAAAUUAUUUGACAAUAAGAGCCAACAAAUAGAUGCCCAUAAAGCUUGCAUGCACCUUAGAGCAGGGUUUGAAGGGGUUUUCAAGAAUCAUUUUGAAGAAGAAGGCAUUGUGGAUGAGUUUUUCAUUCAAUUUGAGAAGAAAUUGGCAGAAUCCCCCUUUCUUUUUUCAGAUCCAGCUUACAAGCAGUUGGGAGGAUUAUUUGUCAUUAAGCUUCUUGCUUAAGCAUUGUGUUUGUGUUUGUAUUUGGGUCUGACUUUUCUAUCAAUUAUAUUCUGUAGAAUAAGGUACAUUGAAAAUAUAUAUCCAAUAUCAAUAAAUAAAUAAUAACUUUUGUUA
Messenger RNA from Prosopis cineraria, 1244 nucleotides. Its product is annotated as loganic acid O-methyltransferase-like. Gene Ontology annotation, biological process: methylation. The coding region runs from base 33 to 1130 and encodes 365 amino acids. The transcript is spliced from 3 exons. Gene Ontology annotation, molecular function: S-adenosylmethionine-dependent methyltransferase activity. Lineage: Eukaryota; Viridiplantae; Streptophyta; Magnoliopsida; Fabales; Fabaceae. The record is from RefSeq and is a predicted model, not a curated record.